CACUUCGUCGGUCGUCCCAGCUAGUUCAAUCACAAGCAGUAGCACGGCGACAGCGAUAAUCAUCAUUGCAGUAUAGUCUGGCUAACAAACUCGCAUUCACGGGUUUUUGGUAACAAGUCUUCGUUCAGAGUUGGUCCCAAGGAUAUCAAUUCCGCUGCAUGUGUCGGUGAGUCUUCAUCUAACAAGCAUCCUCCCCUCCUCCCCUCCAGUAUCAUACUGUACUUAAAGCAGGACGGAUAUGAGGCUCAAAAGGAAGCUUCUGUGAUAUGUAACAGGUCGGCACAUGGUCCGGGAAGUCCCUGACGGAACUAUGCUGCGGUAAGGCGGCUAGGUAAGGUUUCGAUUGCAGUGGCUUACUAGCGUGUGCUUUCAUGGACACCAUCCUCCACUCUCUCCAUGGCUCACCCAUUUUUCUGGCCUGGCAAAUAUUUCUUCUACCCCAUCGGAAACACCUCUGCGGUCUGCUUGACACGCGAUCUUCCUCCGGAGGAACAUGCGGAUAUCCUCAUACUCGGUUGUGGCGACCCUCGACAUAUCCUAUACACCAUUUUCUCUGAGCCUGCCCAAGCUGCCACCCGACAGCUGGACUUCACAUGUGUCGACUUUGAGCCGGGCGUUUUGGCCAGAAAUGCCCUCUUAUUGUCGCUGAUUGCGGACGAAGUUCCUGUCACCACCAUAUGGAACAUAUUCUAUCAUAUGUAUCUUGACCCCGCUUCCCAUUUAGCGUUGAUAUCACAAUGCAAGAAGCUUGUCGAUCUCUCAGAGAACAUGGACGCAUGGCGAGCCUCCCCUUACGGACAGUAUCUACGAUUCUCUACCGAAUUCACCCUCGUGGAAAUGCGCCGCCACUGGUCUCUUUACAUCGCCAUGCCUCAAUUGCCUUCCCGGCGUCAGAAAGCCAUUCGAGACGCGUUCACACAAGUCUUCAAAGGCCGAGGUAACUCCAAAACGACACCCAUGACCUCAGCACGCUCGGCCGGCCCGCUCAUCUUCAGGGCCUGGGACUCCGGCGGAACACAGGCACUCAACUACUGGAAGACUGGGACGACGUUCUUCCAAGCUAAGGACAUAGCGGGCGCGAAGCUGCUGAAUCCUACUUUCGCCUACUGUCUUACCGGAGAGGGAUGCGGCGUACACUACGGGUCCGAUCCUCUGACGACGUUUCACUACGCCGCCCUGUACGGCAAUGCGAAGGUGUCCGUUUCCGCUUCUGACAUGGUUAGAGUCGCCAAAGAACAGUUCUCCGACUGGUGCGCCGCAUUCAACGCGGUCAUCUCCAUUCCCUCCACAGCACCUCGAGUACGAUUUUUCCUAGCGGAAGUUACCGCUGCUUGUCGCGCCCUCCGGGCGUUCGGGACGACGGGCACGCUGAAUAUUGGCAUCCCGGUGGCACAAUUUCGUACCCAGCUUCUUCAUCUGGCUAGACAAGAGUACGUCGAGGAUCAUGCCCCGACCUCAUUCAAUGUCAUCGAGACGUCCAACCUCAUAGACCAUAUCGGUCUACUCAACGUCCUCAUCGCAGCCUUGCCGUUGCUCCACUCAACAUUGUGGAGCGUCCUCUAUACUGAGUCCUUGCUCUUCCAUGGCCUCGACGCGACAAAGGAAUUCGCGGAUCUCUUGUACGCUGACAUCGGCACAGUCGGUCUCCUACUCAAUAUAUGUCCCGUCGACUACCUCGCAGGCUACACCACACGAUCCAACACCCACGAACUCUUGUUGCAUAAGCUCAUUUCGAACAAGGACACCAACCAGAUGAAGCAGUCGCAAUUUCACCAGGUGACCACAUGGAGAUCCCCGACUUCCUGUGACAGCAUCGUGACCCUCCACGACGCUCGCCCUCAAUCGCCUCCUCAGCUUGAACCUCGUCAGCUCGGAACGCUCCUCUUCGACAUCUACCACGCUCUCUUUGAGCAAGAGGACUCGACGACGUUCUGGCGAGAGAACCAGCAGAACAUGCUUCGCGCUGUCGCUUCUGCGAACAUGAUCCACUACAUGCGCGAAGGCUUCGUCCUCUUUCUCAAGCUUGUCCGUGAGAGACUCAGGGUCCCCCACGAGCAGUGGCUAGAAGUGAUGGAUCGCUUCAUGGAUCUCGAGCUCACCGAUGUCACGAUGCCCAUGAAUACCGUCAACCGCAACGAUCUCCAAGCGCAACUAUACCGUCAAGGAGUGUACUCCGUGACGCACUACAGAUUCGGCUCGGUCACGAGGGCCGGACGAUUUCGGGACUGGGACGUUGUCCCGCCUGUCGUGCGCAUUGUCCUCUCUAUCCCUAGGGAGAAGAUUACGAACUUCGAAAGCAUCCUGGAGGAGACCCACACAGGCACGCCGCUAAUCAACUGCGACGUCCUGGGCAUCAUGACCCACAAUAUUUUCGCCGCCAUCCAUGUCGCAUACGGCCGAGCCAUCGCCUCGGGCUCCAAGAGAAGCCCUCGCGUCCUCUUCGAGGAGGACCCCGAAGGAAGAAACGGGACUAUGCCGCUCGUCGCGUCGUGGGUUAUGCCUUCGUUCUUGCUAAUUGAUCUAGAGCCACCAGAGCAGCUGAAUGUUCGCAUGUGCGUCCGGAGCACGAUGGCGACGACGCAGCUGCACGCCAAGAUGGGCUUACACCUCGAUAUCUUCAGCGCUAGUCUUAUGGACGAAGAGCAUGUCCACGUUCUCCCAGAACAACCGAUCCCCCAACGAGACAUCGAGUCUCCCCCAGGUCCGGCUAUCUCACCCAAUUCUACGCUCCGUGCGCAGAUCGGGAGACAAGGCAGAGCGUUCGUGGAGUUGGACGAGCAAUGUGAGCUCGUGAGCGCGUUGAUGGCUAGGAUAGACCUAGAGGACUCCGAUGUCAUACGCGAGUUCAGCGCCGGUGCCAUGCCUGUAGUGGAGCAAGUGUCUCCGUGCCUGAUGCGACUUACCAUUGCGGGACGUUCUCAAGAUGUUGUCUUCCCCUUCCCCGUCAUAGGCAGCCAGAACCGACUUCGACUAGCGCGGAAGUCGCGGUACAUUGAGGUGGUCGUCCCACCCUCAGGACCGUUCCUGAAGCCAGACGGGAUGAAGCUGAACCCAUACCCUGUCAUCGGAAGCGGCAAAGCGCUCUCCCCCUGGAGCGUCCACUGCCUCGCUCUCGAUACUCUUCCCGUGCUGGAUCUCGCAGGUUCCCAGCUCGAUGGGUGGCUCAACCCACACGUCGGGUCCAUGCUCUCCACUCGCGAGCGCUCCAUGCGCAAGAAGCAGAAGUCCGAUGCGCUGCUCUUCGUCAAGGACAGCCUCCACUCCAUCUUUGUCCGCGCUGCUGGUAUCCAAGGCGGCCGGUCGCAGCGGGUUUUUGCUCUCCGCGAUGAGGUGACAAACAAUUGCGACACCGUCCUCUUCAUCAGCGAUAUCCGGUAUGACCUUCACUGCCACACCAUGGUGUGCGACGGAUAUGUCCUCCCCCUCACGCCCGACCUGUUAUCGGAGAUCGUCAGCUUUUUCGGGGAGCUCGUCUAUGGGCCAGAUAUGGUCAACGUAAGGGUCUUUGCAGGAGAGAUGGAGGCGUGGAAGCAGCUCAUCCCCGCGUUCGUCGAGCGCUGUCGCACGUGGGAGCAUGUCGACACGUGCGAGUACCUCAAGAAACAGGAGGUUCCGCUCACGCUGGAGAUGGAGAAAGAUCCUCUGUGCAGCUGUGGGCGGGGUCAGGACGUUGGCGGGCUCGAAAAGGUCAAAGAGUGGCGGCGGUUGGCGCCGUACGUCACCCGGCUUGCGCUAUCGCCGCUCUUUGCGGUGUCGUAUCUGGAGUCCGUUGGACGGGACCCGACGUUACACAAGUGCUCGGUGUGCAGAGGGAAAGGGAAGCCGAAGUUGAUGACUUGCAAAGGCUGCCAGAGGGUCAGGUACUGCUCGACGGCGUGUCAGAAGAAAGACUGGCCGAGGCAUAAGGCGCAGUGUAAGGCGAAAUAGAACAAGUACUUCUAUAUUGUAGGGUAGCGCCAUCGGGCAGGCUCCGUCGCAAGGAGAUGUUCAGAAAAAAUAACACAUGAUACGCCCAU
Molecule: messenger RNA, 4016 nt
Organism: Dichomitus squalens LYAD-421 SS1
Lineage: Eukaryota; Fungi; Basidiomycota; Agaricomycetes; Polyporales; Polyporaceae
Exons: 4
Coding region: 397-3927 (1176 amino acids)
Biological process (GO): regulation of transcription by RNA polymerase II
Cellular component (GO): nucleus
Molecular function (GO): DNA-binding transcription factor activity, RNA polymerase II-specific
Source: RefSeq, a predicted model, not a curated record